Messenger RNA from Spirodela intermedia, 309 nucleotides. Lineage: Eukaryota; Viridiplantae; Streptophyta; Magnoliopsida; Alismatales; Araceae. The record is from the annotation of a GenBank genome assembly.
AUGAAGUCCGGCCGGAAGAGGGAGAGGCCCAGAGAAUCCAUGUCCUUGGGGCCCAGAGCUCCAGCGUCGAGCAGCACAUGCCAGUGGUUCUGCUGGGCCAAGGCCAUCCACUGGUACGAAUACUUGGUUCCCGUAACCCUAGACUGCACGGGGAAGACGAAGAGCCCGGCGGCGGAGCCCUUCUUCCUCCUCCCUCUCCUGUUCUUGCUGGAGGAGAUUUUCUUCCUGAGCUCCGCCCCGCAGAGCUUCAUGGUGGGCCACCGGAACCAGGCGCUGUAUACCUUGGCCCCCUUCUCCCUCGCCGACUGA